AUGGAUCUGCUGGCAGACGUAGUGUCUACGGCAAAGGCCAUAACUCCAAACCUUACAAUAAGCUCGGCCGCUAAAAUACUUCAACUUCUAGCCGCUACCACGACUUAUGUCGGCGAAAGUUGGCCGGAGAGCAGCAAAGUUAACCAUGGCGACCAUUUCAACUUCAUCAUAUUAGUGGGCGGAGGCACAGCAGGAUGUGUGUUAGCGAACAGACUUACGGAGGUCAGGGAUUGGCGGGUGCUGGUCAUAGAGUCGGGCGGAGACCCUCCUUUAUUUAGCGAGAUUCCAGGCUUGUUCUUUCUAGGAACGCACUCUCCGCACGACUGGGACUAUUAUUCUGAGGACGAUGGAGUGACGUCUCAGAGUCAAAUCUCUCACCGAGUCGCUCAUACUCGAGGCAAGAUGCUGGGUGGCAGCUCUUGUCUUGAUCAUCUUAAUUAUGAAAGAGGCUCUAAAAGUGAUUUCGACAGCUGGCCUGAAGAUUGGCACUGGGAUGAUGUCCUGAAAUAUUUCAAGAAAGCAGAAAAUAUGCUUGACAAGAAAAUUACGCAAGGACCAACUUCUCAAUACCAUUGCGAUAAGGGACCUCUAAGUGUCAGAAGGCAUAGUGUUAACGAAGAAUUUCAAAAAAUAGAAGAUGAUUUAUUACAAGCAUACGAAGAAUUGGGUAUCAAAACGAUGUAUGAUCCGAAUGUCCCUAAUCCAAAUGGAAAUUCGAAGUUAUACUUUAAAACAACUGAAAAAACUUCACGACGCGCUAGUGCUGCUUUAGAAUAUUUGCUCCCAAUUAAGAACAGACCCAAUUUCUACCUUUUAAAACAUGCUUCAGUGACAAAAAUCCUUAUCAAUGAAAAUAAACAAGCCACUGGUGUAAAAGUAAGAGUUAAUGACGUCGAAUUUGACGUCUUUGCCGAUCAUGAAGUUGUUGUCACAGCUGGUGUUUUCAACACACCGAAGUUACUUAUGCUAUCUGGCAUUGGACCUGCUGAGCAUUUAAACGAUUUCGACAUACAAGUGGUAGCGGAUUUACCAGUAGGACUAAAUUUAUUUGAUCAUGCAGUCGUCCCUGUAGUCACAAGUCAUAAAUUAGCACUUGCGGCUAAUGUUGAGGAGAAUAUUCUAGCGUUGACUGACCUUGGUACAUUUCCUCCCCCUAUUGUCAGUGGACGGGUCAGCAUAAACGAAACCUUGAAAGAUUUACUCCAUCUCUCCAUUUAUUACGAUGGAUCUUCUCCCAUAUUUUUGUACACGGUCGGCGUAAAUUACAAUUACAAUCUAGUCUUGUCAACUUCUUGGAUCUUAAAUAAUCCUAUUAGAGACAUGCUUUUAUCAAUCAUCAUUUUAGGAAAACCGAAAUCGAGAGGACGAGUAGAAUUGAGAAGCCCUGAUCCACAAGAUCCUCCGAAAAUUUUCACAGGUUUCCUUAGUCAUCCUGAGGACUUGACAAGGUUCACCGAGGCUGUGAAGUACUUCUACACUAUAAAGGAUACUAGCUAUUUCAAAAACGCUGGAGGUUCAUUUUCUAGACCGUCUUUGCCUGAAUGUGAUCAUCUUGAGUUUGGUGGUGACGAUUACUGGAUAUGUUAUGUAAGAACUCUGGUUACAAUUACAUUUCAUCCAGGAGGUACGUGUGCCAUGGGAUCUGUUACUGAUAAAAAUCUUAAGGUGAAAGGGAUAAAACGAUUGCGGAUAAGCGAUGAUAGUGUUAUGUUUGACCUGCCGAAUGCUAAACUAGGCACAGUGACAGUGAUGGUCGCAGAAAGAGUAGCAGAUUUGAUUAAAGAGGAGUAUGGAAAAUAUGAGGCGGACUUUCCAUGCGAAUGAGGUUCAAAGCAAACUAUUAAACUGAUUGAAAUUGAA
Leguminivora glycinivorella is the source of this 1860-nucleotide messenger RNA. RefSeq names its product ecdysone oxidase-like. NCBI's taxonomy places the organism in Eukaryota, Metazoa, Arthropoda, Insecta, Lepidoptera, Tortricidae. The record is from RefSeq and is a predicted model, not a curated record. The transcript is spliced from 4 exons. The coding region runs from base 1 to 1824 and encodes 607 amino acids. Gene Ontology annotation, molecular function: flavin adenine dinucleotide binding; ecdysone oxidase activity.